AUCUAAUGAUUAAGGAAUAUGACUAUUUAUUUAAGUUGGUGAUAGUUGGGAAUUCAGGAGUUGGUAAGUCUUCUUUGUUAUUACGAUUUUCGGAUGAUACAUUUAACGAUUCAUAUUUAACAACAAUAGGAGUAGACUUCAGAUUCAAGACUUUAGAAAUUGAAGGGAAGAAGGUAAAGUUGUAAAUUUGGGAUACAGCAGGAUAGGAAAGAUUCAGAACAAUAACAAGUGCAUAUUAUAAGGUACAGAUAAAUUAGAAUAAAGGGUGCUGAUGGAAUAGUGAUGGUAUAUGAUGUAUAAUCAAUUGCUUCAUUUGAAGAUAUUGAUAGAUUUUGGAUUAAUGAAGUAGAUUAAUAUGCAGAGAAGAAUGUAGAAUUACUAUUAUUAGGAAAUAAGAGUGAUAUAGAGGAUAAAAUGUAUAUUAUUAUUAUUAUGAUAGUGUUACAACUUAAAAAGCCUUAGAUUAUGCAGCAAUUAGAAAUAUGGCUCAUAUGGAAGUGAGUGCAAAAACAGCAGAUUAAGUAUCGAAAGCUUUCAUUUCCCUUGCUAAAAAACUUAUUACAAAAAAGGAUUCAUAAGGAUUGAAAGCUUAAGGGUAAUAUAAUAUUAUCAACUAUUAUCUAGGCCUUAAAGAGGUCAAUAAACUCCAGGUUAGAAAAUUGGUUAAUAAGCUGAAGAUGGCAAAAAAGAUAAAGAUAAAUGUUGUUGAAUUUAUUAAUAUUGAG
This is a messenger RNA of Paramecium sonneborni, 725 nucleotides long. NCBI's taxonomy places the organism in Eukaryota, Ciliophora, Oligohymenophorea, Peniculida, Parameciidae. The record is from the annotation of a GenBank genome assembly.